AUGCUAAAUGUGAGUCCCUUAUCUCAGCAAAAUGUGAAUCCUUUAUCACCACCAUUAUCACCACGGCCACCACCGCCACGUCAGCACCAUCACCAUCCACCACCACCUCCAAAAUCUGUGCAUUUUGCUCCGAAAAUGACAACUUCGGAGAGUAAACACUCUAAUCACGAUAAAAACAACGAUAAAAAUCACGAUAAAUCUCAUGGGAAAUCGAAAAAGAAGGCAAAUUGGGGGAAGAAACUAGAAUUUAUGUUUGUUGGUGUUGUUGGGGUCUUGCAGACAGGAGAACCCAAUUCAUUAUUGGUAGCGAAAACGGUGACAAUGGUGGUGGAUAGGAAGGAAAUUUUAGUGGUGGAAGAAUAA
Lycium barbarum (goji berry) is the source of this 363-nucleotide messenger RNA. RefSeq lists its product as uncharacterized. The transcript is spliced from 2 exons. NCBI's taxonomy places the organism in Eukaryota, Viridiplantae, Streptophyta, Magnoliopsida, Solanales, Solanaceae. Bases 1 to 363 code for a protein of 120 amino acids. The record is from RefSeq and is a predicted model, not a curated record.